UCAGCCCUUGUGCAUUCUGUUAAUUUUUAAAAUGGCAGCCUUUGGAAGGUUAGUACGGGUUUCAAGAGCUCUAGUCAAUGCAGAAACAAUUUGGAAAACAACGAAACAGCGGAAAGCUAUAGAAUGUUUAAAGACUUCAGGCCUUUCCAUUCCACAAUCAAAAAGAUACUUCAGAUCCUCUAUGGCAGUUGCGAAGAAAACAGUGAGCAUUACAUUUAUUGACCGGGAUGGAGAUAAAAAUGUUGUCAAAGCCAAUGUGGGGGAUACAUUACUCGAUGUAGCUAAAGAUAAUGACAUUGAUCUAGAAGGAGCUUGUGAAGGGACACUUGCUUGCUCAACUUGUCAUCUUGUAUUCCAACCAGAGCAAUACGAUAAAAUUGAUAUAGAUCCACCAACAGAAGAAGAGCUGGACAUGCUUGAUUUGGCUUAUGGUUUAACUGACACAUCAAGACUGGGUUGUCAAAUUGAAGUAACAGAGCAAAUGGAUGGACUUAUAUUGACUGUACCUGUAUCAGUUGAUGUUAGAAGUUAGUUUGUGUUAUUUUGUGAUAAAUUUCAAGUAUUUGCAAGUGAAGGUUUUAAGCUUUGUCAAACAUAGUGCUAGAAUUUUAUGCUGUUAUAUAAUUGAAAUCGGAUAGCAAUGUAGUUUUGUACA
Rhopilema esculentum is the source of this 655-nucleotide messenger RNA. RefSeq lists its product as uncharacterized. NCBI's taxonomy places the organism in Eukaryota, Metazoa, Cnidaria, Scyphozoa, Rhizostomeae, Rhizostomatidae. Gene Ontology annotation, cellular component: mitochondrion. Gene Ontology annotation, molecular function: 2 iron, 2 sulfur cluster binding; electron transfer activity. The record is from RefSeq and is a predicted model, not a curated record. Gene Ontology annotation, biological process: P450-containing electron transport chain.